This is a messenger RNA of Mizuhopecten yessoensis (Yesso scallop), 1341 nucleotides long. Its product is annotated as ERC protein 2-like. The transcript has a single exon. The annotation marks the transcript as partial. The record is from RefSeq and is a predicted model, not a curated record. Lineage: Eukaryota; Metazoa; Mollusca; Bivalvia; Pectinida; Pectinidae.
UUCAUAUACAUACUCUGUGUGCUAAUUAUGCUUUUUUAAUUGUUCAUAUAACUGACAGUUGGUGUAUGUGCUUAAUAUGUAUUAAUCGUAUUAGUCUCAAUUAAAUAUUGCAAAAUGUCCUUCUGUGCAAAACUUGGAGUAAACCUUGAAAACAUUUAUUCAGAUAAUCCUCCUUUCAUAAGGAACUUAACCAAUGGAUCUGUUUUAGAAAUAUUCAAUCAUGGAAAAUCAAUUAAUGUAGAAAUUAAGAAAAUUGUAGCCAUACUUGGAAAAGUGACAAAAUGUCAAGAUAUUAAUACUGAGGCAACAACUUCAAAACUAUACAGACUUGUUACUUCUGACAAAUCAAAAAGAGGUGUUCAGAGGGAAUCAUUCCGAGAACAGAAUUUCACCAUUCCAGUUUCGACUGCAACUUCACAAACUCGGCCAGAAAAAGAUGUUGCUACUCCAAAGGACAACACAUUGGAAAUUAAGCUUGCUGAAAGGAGAGAAAAGGUGAAGUAUUUAACAGAAAAAACUAAACAAUUAAAAAGAAAACUACAAAGGAGAGAUGAAGCUGUGAAAGUAGAAAAAGAAAAAAUACAGAAGUUAGAUGUAUUUGUAGACAAAGGAAUUCAACUAAACAAAAUGAAAGUUCAGAAGGAAAGAUUGGAGAAAUUAUUUGAAAAAUCUCAAACAAGAUCUAAACACCAAUCAUCCUCACUUAUUGACUCAAAUAGGAAAAUAAAAUCCCUACAAAAGAGAGUUGAAAGUACUGAAAUCAGGUUGAAGACAAUAGAAAAGCAAAAGAGCAACCUCGAAAGAGAAAAUAUGCAACUUAAGGAAGAGAAAAACAAGUUAACAGCACAUGAAAGGGAUUUAGAAAUAAGCAAUGAUUAUUUACAAGCACUCUUGAAAGAUGAAGGAGAGUUAAUUGUGUAUAAUGAGGAAACAAAUGUUUUUUCAAAUGAACUUGUGGAAUGUGCUAUGAAUCUUACUGAUAUGAAAGUUGCCGCAAAGAAUGUAGGCCCAGUCAUAAAAGAAGUUGCUUCCCUAUGUGGUAAAGAGCCAAAUCGGUUACCGUCGCGACAAACUGUAGAUUCCUUUAAUGAUCGUAAAGUUGCAGUUUCCCAAAAACAAUUAAGUAAAGUGUUGCCUUCAUCAAAAGACACAACAUUAUAUACUGAUGAAACAAGGAAGUUUGGUCACACUUUUCAGUCUUACAUAGUAACGGAUGAAGAAGAUAACUCAUACUUACUUGGUCUGAGAGAGAUGCAGAAUAAAAGUGCAAAAUGUACAUUAGACACUCUAAAGGAAAUAUUAAGCGAUAUAUCAAAUAUCUGCAAACGCCACGAAGACAAC